Messenger RNA from Hemicordylus capensis (graceful crag lizard), 2175 nucleotides. RefSeq names its product heme-binding protein 1-like. The transcript has 6 exons. Bases 388 to 1152 code for a protein of 254 amino acids. NCBI's taxonomy places the organism in Eukaryota, Metazoa, Chordata, Lepidosauria, Squamata, Cordylidae. The record is from RefSeq and is a predicted model, not a curated record.
UGUGCGCUACCAAUUUUGGGUUUUGUGGAAGCAAAGUAAAAGGAAAACCUGAGUAGAAGUGAUUGUGUGGAGGCAAAGUAGGAGGGAAGGGGACAUGUUAACCCCUGGCCACUAUGAUAGUACACUCUAGAGUUUGAGCACCUGCUUUAUAUAUUUCAUACUAUGUGACUCCCAUCUUCUUUUUUUGUAAUUGUUUUUACUUUCAUUUUAUAGCUGUAUUUUUAUUGUUCUAUCUCAAUUCCAAUAUGGUGGUGGUGGUUUAACUGCCUAUAUGUAUGGAGGAAUCAGUGGGUUUAUAUGUCGCGAAAAUAUCCCCAAGAUAACCAAUGUAGAUGUGAAAGAUCCGGUUCAAUAAAAAGCUGUCUCUGAAGACUCACAAAGAAAAGGAUGCAAACCUUCUGGAGCUGCUGUGUUAAGAUGGCUCGUAUUACCCUUGAGGAACUGAAUGAAUUGGAUGAUGAGGUUCUUGAUGAAGAAGAGGAACCAAUGGAUGGGGAGGAACAAAACAGGUUGUUUUCUCAUUGGGAAACCGUAGCCAGCACUCACCAAGUGACACUUCCUCAAGAGAUGGCAGGUCCAAUUGUGCAAAUGACUCACCAUAACCAGAUGCGAGAGCCUGUGCCCUACACUAUGUUGUCACAACAUGAGAAGUGUGAGGAGAUAGCAUAUGAGGAGAGGCUGUACCCAGCUGGGAAAUGGGCAUGCAUCACCAAAGGAGAACCCAAGUAUGAGCAGAGCAUCUCUAUGGGUUUUAUGAAACUUAUACGAUAUAUCUGCAAGGAGAACUCCUUAGGCCGUCACUUGGGGAUGACAGUGCCUGUGGUCAAUGAGAUCCAUCUGAAUAAGGAGGGCACUGAAUUACUUCAAGAAGUCAUCACUGCGUAUUACCUCCCUGGGGAAUUUCAGCUUAACCCUCCUCUCCCUGUGGACCCUGAAAUCCAAAUCCUAGAGAGAGCACCACUGCAGGCUAUCACCAGGGCGUUUUAUGGGACAACUACAGAAGAAACUAUCCUACGGGAGAUUCACCUUCUCUGGGAGUUGCUGGGCUCCACAGAUAACGUGCUGCGUGAUACCUACAUGGUGGCUGCAUAUGAGAACCCCAGAGUUCCUGAUCGUCGCAAUGAGAUCUGGUUUAUCCGGCGAGCAGACUGAAAGCACCCUGAAUCCCUGACAAGAUUGCAAUCCACCCGCAUGACUGGAUCUGGUUUAGAUGGCAGUUCUAGCCUGAAGGAGAUGAAUGCACAUCCUGACUCACUGGUCACCCUGUAGAAAUAGAUGAGCCACUCCUUUACCCCUGGGUGAAGCAAGGAGUUCUGUUCUUUCCUGUGAGCUCACAACCAAGGGGGAAGCUAGUACACACAUCUCCCAGGGAGGUUUCCAUCCCACUCCUGCAGGGGGCAGUAUGGGAUUCUGGUGAUAUUGAUGGCGCUGGAAUUGGAAAGAACAACCGGUAUUUCCUUCAGUGUCCAUGCCAGAGUUAAAUGAAGGUGCAUUGGGCAGUGUGGCUGUUGAGUGUGGCCUCCCAUUCCAAGGGUUGGGUACCAGACCUUAAAUGAAUUUGCAGAGCAAGUCCAAACAUCACUGCCUACAUCUAUGUCUGUAACUGAUAGAUGGUAAUGGCUGGAGCACAGGUCAUAAUCUGAGUUGCUUGUAGAAGGAGGGUUUCACUUCUGAUGCCACGGAGCAUCCCUUUUAGCCAUGUACAUGAGAGGCUGCAAGUCAACUUGUUCUCCAACAGCAGUGAAAAGCCAUUCCUGCAGUUUGGGAUGGAAGAGCUUCAGACUUUCCUGACUUGAGUAAUUAAAAUGCAUGAACAGGAACAAAGACGGGAAACACCCUGCAAAGGACUAUGGCCCAGAGAGAGACCUGAGAAGCAGAGAUCACAGAGACUCUUCUCUAUGGCCUGCAGGUCCUCUUGCUUUCCCAAGAAUACUCAAAGGGUAUAUUUCACCCAUUGGCAGCCUUCUGCCUGGCAGCCAGCUGGAGCUGGUGUCCACCUCCUCUUGAUCAAGCAGGCCAUAUGUGUAAGUUUUCAUUGGCAGCAUUUUUGUUGCUGUGUGUUGCGUUGUGCAUUGAUUUGUUGGUUUCACUCUCAUGAAUGCUGCUGUCCUCUCCCAAGGGAGGCUGGUAGUACAAAGCAAACCUGAAAUAAAAUCCAGCUCAAACCUCUGAAAA